Botrytis cinerea B05.10 is the source of this 1785-nucleotide messenger RNA. RefSeq lists its product as hypothetical. NCBI's taxonomy places the organism in Eukaryota, Fungi, Ascomycota, Leotiomycetes, Helotiales, Sclerotiniaceae. The transcript has 7 exons. The coding region runs from base 393 to 1529 and encodes 378 amino acids. The record is from RefSeq and is a predicted model, not a curated record.
GGGGAAAGGUUACUAGUCACUAGAUUCUGAAGAGUUUAUUUGAGGAAGGGAUAUAAUCCUAUUUUUUUUAUUUCUUUCUUUUUAGUACCUUGAUUCUUGGUACUUCUGAUAUUUAUACGUAUCUAUAUAUUCGCAUCGUAUCGUAUCGUAUCUUGUAUCAAUACCAGAUCUUAACUCUCUCUUCUUCAUUUUUUUCUUCUUCUUUCUCUUUCUCUUUCCUAUUCCCAUCUCAUCUCAUCUCAUAUUCUCUUCUCCCAUCCUCCUCUCUCGCUCCUAAUUUACCCACCGUCCCCCAACUCGCAAAUCAAAAAAAUCAAAUCCGCACACACCAUUCCCCCUCACUCCGAAUCCAACCAAAAUCAAAAUCAAAAAAAAAAAAAAAAAAAAAAAAAAUGGCCGAUCUCCAAAUCCACGCAAACCUCGCCAUCGCCGCAGCCGCCGUCUUUAUCCCCGUUUGUACCGCGACUGUCGCGCUGCGAGUCUAUGCUCGACAUUUGAAAAAGGUGGGGUUGGGCGCGGAUGAUUAUUUGAUUGUCGCGGCUUUGGUUUUUGUGAUUGGGAUGGGAGCCGCGAUAAUGGCUGAAGUCGGACUCAAACAACUUGGAUAUCCCGCCCCAGCGCCAUCUACUCAGAUCGGAAAACCCAAUUCAAACAUCGCCUUCUGGCCCGGCGAGCUUCUCCAAAUCCCCGCUCUCGGCUUCGUCAAACUCUCUCUCAUCCUCUUCUAUCGCCGCGUCUUCACUCGCAAUGCCGCCCCUCGCUUCAACGUCGUCACCUGGUUUAUGAUUAUCAUCAUUAUCAUCUGGACGCUCUCAUUCUUCUUCUCUAUUCUUUUUAUCUGCGGCACCGAUUUCUCCGCCUACUGGACAAGUACGAUUGUGGAAAAAGCCCAUUGUGUCGAUACGGAUAUGUUGCACAAUGCGUUUGCGAUUAGUGAUGUCGUGACGGAUUUUGUGAUUAUUAGUUUGCCGGUUCCGAUGAUCUUUGGACUACAUCUCACUGUUGCUCGGAAAAUAGGCAUACUUGCUAUUUUCUCCCUAGGAGCGCUCACAAUUGCGGCAUCAAUCGUGCGAAUGAUAGUAUUCAUCCAAGCCACCGCCGUGAACUACGAUCCUCACGCUGAUUUCGAAUUCAUCUGUACCUCCGGACUCUACUGGUCCCUCAUCGAAUCCAGCCUCGGCGUUAUCGCCGCCUGUCUACCCGCCCAAUACGGACUGCUCAACACACCCGGCGUACAAUCCCUCGUCGCUUCCGUACAAUCCGCCAUCUCACUGCGCUCCAUGCGAUCCAGCUCGCAACAUCCCAGCCAAUGCGACGCGCACGAUUCACAGCGUGAUCUGUACGCACGUAGUAUGGAUACGAAGAUGGAACCGUGGACGACGGCCCAUGGAAGCGAGACGCAGAAUAUUAUUGCGCAUGCGGAGGGGCCGGCGAGGUAUGAGAGGGAGGGGGAGCUGGAGGGGGGAUUGAAGGGAAGUAAGGGGAUUGUGGUGACGAAUAGUUUUGAGAGUAGGGAGGGCUUGGCAUAGGGUCGUUCUGGGUGGUAUAGGGUUUAGUUUAGAGGGAUCGGAUUGGAGAUUAAAGGUUUGGGUGUUGAAGAGAGGUGUAAUUUGGGUGGCUUGAGUUAUGUCUGGAUUUUCACUGACGCUUUGGGAUAUCCGUGUUGCGAUUAAGAGGAGAAUAUUAUUAUUAUUAUUUUGAUACGAGAAUGUACUGUAUAGUCAUUAUUUGAAUACGCUAUUGAUAUUUCAUUCCUGUGUAUCCUAGUUUGAAUUAACACACUCA